AUGAUCAUAAGUCAAAUAAGUAACAAUGAGGAUUGUCCUGAACCCUUAGAAACCAAUAUGAACAAGAGCUCCAAAGUAUUAUUGUGGGGGAGAAGGACUCAACAUCAAAGCUUUGGAAUCGAGAAUCCCAUUUGGAAAUACAGAGCAUUCAAAAUAAUACUUAUAGUCUCUAGAUUCAUAGUUCUACUCACUAAAUAGAUCACUCGAAAGGAUUUGAAUCUUUUCACUAAGCAAGAAUUCAAUUUAAUUAAGGAUAAAGCAGCAGACUAUAAUUUUUACAAAUAUCAAGGAUUGCUGCCAAGAGAUAAGCCCUCUUAGAUCUUACUUAAAUUAAACAACUGGUUUUCUUGCAUUCUAUGUAAAUUUAAAUAAUAAUGACAGAACAUCAAAGCUAAUUCUUAAGUAGUAAUGCUCGAAAAUGGUUAUUGAAACCAGACGACACAGUCAUAAUCAUAUGGAAUAUUUAUCUGAUUGUUAUUGUGACGAUCAAUGUGUUUUAUGUGUCCUUGCGUAUCUCAUUCCCAGAAAUUGUGGAUUUUCCUCUAAAAAGCAAGGAGUUCUUUUUUGAAUAAUUGCCUGUUUAUUCAUUUCUCUUGGAAAUCGUUUUAAAAUUCAACACUUGCAUUUACAACAAAGGAAUACUGAUUACUAACAGAACGAAGAUUGUGAAAUUUUAUUGCAUAGAAGGUUAAUGGAUAUUAAUAUUAGAUAGGAUUUUUAAUUGAUUUGUUUUUGGUUGUUCCAUUCUUCAUAGGCCAGCAAUUUGACUUUAGAUACUUUGAUUUUGUGAUAGUUUUGAAAGUAUUCUAGUUGUCUAGCUUAUUCUCGUCUCUUUUUAAUCGUUUAGAAUUGUCAAGUAGACAAACAGCACUCUUCGAUUUAUUUAAAAUGAUGUAUGCAUAUAAAUAUGCACUAGAUCGUUUAUGAUUCUAGUAGCUCACUUUUCAGCCUGUAUUUGGCAUAUAAUAGGACAAUGGGGUGAAUGGGGUCAUCACGAAGGCAAGACUUGGUUGAAGGUGGCCUAAUUGUAGAAUGAAUCUUGGUUGGAUAGAUAUGUAGUCUCAUUUUAUUGGAGUAUUGUUACAAUGACAACUAUUGGAUAUGGAGAUAUAACUCCUGUGAAUUUGACUGAAAGGAUCUUUGUAAUAUUUAUGACUAUGAUUUCAUCUGCAACAUUUGCAUACACUGUAAAUAAUAUUGGAGGCAUAUUCUAAGACUUCUCAAAACAAUCAGUUCAAUUAAAGAAUAACAUGAAUCAAUUGAAUAGAUACCUAAGAAGUUAGAAUGUGUCUGACGAUCUUUAAAUUAAGUUUAGAAGAUACUUUGAGUACUUGUGGAGCAAACCAUCUCAAAAAGUAAUUUAAUUUGCAGAUUUGAUACCUAAAAGUUUGAAAGAUCAGAUGAUUGUGGACGUCAAUGCUAAAAUAUUAAAUUAGUUAUCCUUUUUUAAGAAUUUCAGUUAACCUUUAUUGAAUAAACUAUGUAUGUAUCUGGAAGAGAAAUAAAUUCAAUCUGACGAUUACCUAUUCAGAAGAAAUAAUAAAUCAUCUUAAUUAUUUAUCCUCGUAACAGGAGAAAUAAAACUAGUGCUAACUCUCAAUGAUUAGCCCAGAUUGUUAUAAAAAAUAAAUAAUCCGUCCUUUAUUGGGUAAUUGGAUUUCUUCUCCAAAAGAUCCUACUCUUUCGAUGCCGUAGCCUCUAAGACAACUAAAGUUCUCCAGAUCUCAAGAGAUUAAUUACACACUGUCUUCAAGGAUCACCCUUCUGAUUAUGUAUUUAUAUAUUGAAAUCUAUCACUUUUAGGAGAUAUUCUAAUAGAUAACAGAUGAAAUAACACAAAAUAUAAAUUUAAAGGCAAUCUAAAUUAAAUGUAAUACAUGCUAAAGCGAUUCUCAUUUUACUAACACAUGUCCAUUUUUAUUUGGAAUACCGAAUAGAAUUAAGACUUUAUACAAUUAUCGAAAGUUCACUCCUGUUGAUAGAACUCCUCGAUAUAUUAGACAUAAUCACACAAGGAAGAUGUAUGCAUUGAAACAUCAUUUCAUUGUUCUGGAAAGUGUGCUUAAUUAUAUGAUGAAAAAUGAAGAUCUUGUUUAGAUCGAAGAAAUGAGGGAAUUAUAAUAGCAACAUAGCAUUCAUUUUGGGAAUCAAUUCACUUUCAAUCAGAUUCCAACUAAUCUUCAGACUUAGCAGGUGAACAACACACAAGGAAAAUCUUCUUUAUCGUAAAGGAUUCAACUUUCCAUCGAUGAAUCUUCUCCUAGGACUUUUCGAUUUUGUUAGCCACAGAAUAACUAAUAUCUAAAUCCAGCAGGGUUGAAGAAUAAUCCAAAGUUAUCUAUAAAUUAUGGAUCUUAAGCAGAGUUGCCUGAAGAGGAAGUGCCUGUAUAUGAGAAGGUUUUGAAGAAAGGAGGGAAUGAGUCCUUAUGUGUAGUGAAUGAGCAAGGUUAUUAAUAGGUAUUGUAAGUACCCUCAUUAUAAAUAAACUAAGUAGUGAGAAGAAAAUCAGUAAAAUUAAAGUUAGAUGAUAGUUCUGAAGAUGACGAAGAAGAUUAGGAUAAGAUUUUGGGAUAAUACAUUGAUAUCUUUUAGCAAUUCGAGAGAGUUUGCGAAUUCAGCAAUUAUCAUUGUCAUAACAACAUUUCAUAAGUGGUGGCUAAAGUAUGAUAUUAAUCCUUUUCGUAGUUCCAGGAAAAGAGGAUGAUAUUCUAGAGACAGUCAAAGAAACGAAAGAGUCGUCGGCAAGAAACCUUGUUGCAUCUAUUAAAGUAAGCCUAAGGGAAGUAAAGAUUAUGA
This is a messenger RNA of Paramecium octaurelia, 2796 nucleotides long. NCBI's taxonomy places the organism in Eukaryota, Ciliophora, Oligohymenophorea, Peniculida, Parameciidae. The record is from the annotation of a GenBank genome assembly.